CCUAGCAUUUCUGAGCAAUUUAGCUCACAUCAUAAUCUGCAACCAUGAAGUGGGUAACAUUAAUUUCAUUUAUUUUCCUCUUUAGUUCUGCUACAUCCAGGAAUCUGCAAAGAGUUGCUCGAGACGCAGAGCACAAGAGCGAGAUUGCCCAUCGCUACAAUGAUUUGAAGGAAGAGACAUUUAAGGCAGUUACCAUGAUCACAUUUGCCCAGUAUCUCCAGAGAUGUUCUUAUGACGGACUGUCUAAGCUGGUGAAGGAUGUUGUUGAUCUGGCUCAGAAGUGUGUGGCCAAUGAGGAUGCUCCUGAGUGCACAAAACCACUGCCCUCCAUUUUCCUGGAUGAAAUCUGCCAAGUAGAAAAGCUCCGUGACUCAUACGGUGCAAUGGCUGACUGCUGUGCUAAAGAUGAUCCUGAAAGAAAUGAAUGUUUCCUGUCAUUUAAAAUUCCUCAACCAGACUUCGUUCAGCCCUACCAAAGACCAGGUUCUGAUGUGAUAUGCAAGGAGUACCAGGACAACCGGGUGCCAUUGCUGGGACAUUUCAUCUACACUGUUGCAAGAAGAAACCCAUUCUUGUAUGCCCCGACAAUCCUCAGUUUGGCUGCUGAUUAUGAACAUGCACUUCAAACCUGUUGCAAAGAGAGCGAUGUCGGUACUUGCUUGGAUGAAAAGGCAGCCGCCAUAAAAGAAAGAGCCAAGAAAGUAAGCGUGAAGCAGCAGUAUUCUUGUGGAAUCCUCCAGAAGUUUGGCGAGAGAACUUUCAAAGCAGAUAAACUUGUUAUCCUGAGCCAGAAAUAUCCCAAGGCUCCAUUCUCAGAAAUUAUUAAAAUUCUACAGGACAUUAAGGGUAUCUACAAAGAGUGCUGUGAAGGGGACAUGGUAGAGUGCAUGGAUGACAGGGCAGAGCUUAUGACCUACAUAUGCUCUAAACAAGAUGUUUUCUCAAGUAAAAUCAAAGAAUGCUGUGAGAAGCCAGUUGUGGAACGAAGCCAGUGCAUUAUUGAAUCAGAUUUUGAUGACAAACCUGAAGAUCUUCCUUCACUAGUUGAAAAAUACAUACAAGAUAAGGAAGUUUGCAAAAGCUUUGAGGCAGGCCAUGACGAAUUCUUGUCAGAGUUUAUUUAUGAAUACUCAAGAAGACACCCUGAGUUCUCCACACAGCUGAUUCUGAGAAUUACUAAGGGAUAUGAAGCACUCCUGGAAAAAUGCUGCAAAACAGACAACCCUGCUGAGUGCUACGGAAAUGCUCAAGAGGAACUGAACAAACAUAUCAAAGAAACUCAGGAUGUUGUCAAGACAAACUGUGAGCUUCUCACUAGCCAUGGCGAGCAAGACUUUCUGAAAGCGCUUCUGAUCCGCUACACUAAGAAAAUGCCUCAGGUAUCAACUGAUACCUUGAUUGAAAUUGGAAAGAAAAUGACAGCCGUUGGUAACAAGUGCUGCCACCUUCCUGAAGACAGGCGCUUACCUUGUUCUGAGGGAUACCUGAGCAUUGUGAUUCAGGAUAUGUGCAGGAGGCAGGAGACCACACCUAUAAAUGACAAUGUUUCACAUUGCUGCAGCGACUCCUAUGCUAACAGGAGGCCAUGUUUCACUGCCAUGGGAGUAGAUACCAAAUACGUGCCUCCAGCAUUCGACCCAGAGAUGUUCAGCUUUGAUGAAAAAUUGUGCACUGCUCCUCCUGCUGACCGUGAAUUGGGGCAGAUGAAAUUACUUGUCAACCUCAUUAAACGCAAGCCCCAGAUGACAGAAGAACAAAUCAAGACAAUUGCUGAGGGUUUCACUACCAUGGUAGACAAGUGCUGCAAGCAAUCAGAUGUUGAGACAUGCUUUGGCGAAGAGGUAUUUCCCAUCUCCUUUUAA
Molecule: messenger RNA, 1862 nt
Organism: Antrostomus carolinensis (chuck-will's-widow)
Lineage: Eukaryota; Metazoa; Chordata; Aves; Caprimulgiformes; Caprimulgidae
Product: serum albumin
Exons: 13
Coding region: 45-1862 (605 amino acids)
Biological process (GO): transport
Cellular component (GO): blood microparticle; cytoplasm
Molecular function (GO): small molecule binding
Source: RefSeq, a predicted model, not a curated record